Molecule: messenger RNA, 1099 nt
Organism: Scheffersomyces amazonensis
Lineage: Eukaryota; Fungi; Ascomycota; Pichiomycetes; Serinales; Debaryomycetaceae
Gene: ERG25
Product: methylsterol monooxygenase
Exons: 1
Coding region: 108-1028 (306 amino acids)
Biological process (GO): ergosterol biosynthetic process
Cellular component (GO): endoplasmic reticulum membrane
Molecular function (GO): C-4 methylsterol oxidase activity; iron ion binding
Source: RefSeq, a predicted model, not a curated record
CAUCAAAUUUUACGAUUGCCAUACAGAAGCUCCAUCAUAACUUGUACUUAGUGGGCCCAUUCUUAGAAUAGAUCUUGCGUUUGUUAUCUUAUCAAUCUCUAAUCAGUAUGGCAAGUCAGGUGUAUCACGAUUUUAGUGGAUUUACCAAUGUUACAACAUUUUCUGAUGCGUUCAAUAAUUUUAAUCAAGUUGAAGGUUUGAACGUUCUUGAAAAAUUAUGGGGAGCUUAUUAUUAUUAUAUGGGUAAUGAUUUAUUUGCUACUGGAUUAUUAUUCUUUACUAUUCAUGAAGUAUUUUAUUUUGGUAGAUGUUUACCAUGGUAUAUAAUUGAAAGAAUUCCUUAUUUUGAUAAAUAUAGAAUUCAAGAAACUAAAUUACCAUCUAAUAAAGAACAAUGGGAAUGUCUUAAAUCAGUUUUAACAUCUCAUUUCUUAGUGGAAGCUUUUCCUAUUUGGUUCUUUCAUCCACUUUGUAAACAAAUUGGAAUUAGUUAUCAAGUUCCAUUCCCAUCUAUUACUGAUAUGUUAAUUCAAUGGACAGUAUUUUUCGUCCUUGAAGAUGCUUGGCAUUAUUGGUUACAUAGAGGUUUACAUUACGGAGUAUUCUAUAAAUAUAUUCAUAAACAACAUCAUAGAUAUGCUGCACCAUUUGGAUUAGCUGCUGAAUAUGCUCACCCAGUUGAAGUUGCAUUAUUGGGUUUUGGAACUGUUGGUAUUCCAAUCAUUUGGUGUCUUAUCACUAAAAACUUACAUCUUUUCACUAUUUGUGUUUGGAUUGUAUUAAGAUUAUUUCAAGCUGUUGAUGCACAUUCAGGUUAUGAAUUCCCAUGGUCAUUACAUCAUUUCCUUCCAUUCUGGGCUGGUGCUGAUCAUCAUGAUGAACAUCAUCAUUAUUUCAUUGGAAGUUAUGCUUCUUCAUUCAGAUGGUGGGAUUUCGUAUUGGACACUGAAGCUGGUCCUAAGGGUAAACAAUCAAGAGAAGCUAAAAUGAAAGCUAAUGCUGAAAAAAUAGAGAAGAAGACUCAAUAAGUAAUUAAAUAAUACUAGAUAAUACUAGAUUAUGACAAUUAGCGUAAAUUAGUAUACAUAGACCAUAAUAG